Lycium barbarum (goji berry) is the source of this 1883-nucleotide messenger RNA. RefSeq lists its product as uncharacterized. NCBI's taxonomy places the organism in Eukaryota, Viridiplantae, Streptophyta, Magnoliopsida, Solanales, Solanaceae. The transcript is spliced from 2 exons. Bases 1027 to 1572 code for a protein of 181 amino acids. The record is from RefSeq and is a predicted model, not a curated record.
GCUAUUUUUAGAGUAUAAAUUUUGUAUUUUAAAGAAAGAAAAUUACAAAAAUAUGCUUUGUAGGUUUUAAUUUUACUUAGACAAUUAUUUAUUUUAAGAUUUUUUUUUCUUUCUUUUCAGUUAUCUAGAAAUAGUUAUUAAAUAUAUAUAUAUAUUUUUUUUUUUUUUUGUUUUUUUUACAUUUAAAAAAAAAAAUAAAAAAAUGAGCAAAUAGAAUUGUACCACCUCACCACAAAAUGACAAAGUUUGGUAAAAAACCUUAUCACAAAGGGGAGGGGUUCACGUGAUAGGGAAUAAAUUAUUGUUGCAGGUGGGGCCCACACAAAAAGAAAAAUGAAAGAAAGAGGGAGAGAGCACGUGACAAAAGGGGAUUCAUUACUUUUAUAUAGGGCAAUACAGAUAAUGAUACAAAAAGGAGAGGCAUAUGAGGGAAUCAGGGGAUUGAGCCGCAAAAACAAAUGGAAAAAAAACCUAGAAUAUAGGAACCUACAGCCACCAUAACAAAAAAGAAAAAAAAGGAGGGGCCGCAUGAGAACUUUCUUUUUUCCUUUUUAGUAGCUAAAAUGUGUACCCAAGAAUGAUAUAAAACUAAGAAAACUCAGUACACCAAAAGACGAUAUAAGCAGCUCACCCUUUUAACUCCAAAAAAAUAAAUCAUCCAUCAUCUUCUUCAAAUUUUCCACAAACCACCGUGAACAACUCCUCCCCCUCGCCGGAAAAAUCACCGGAAAAUCCAACGAAAAACAAAAUAUAUAUAUAUAUUAUCAUCAUCUUCUUUCAAUUUUUUUUUCACCUUAAACAGCAACCACCUCAAAAACCACACCAUCGUUAAACCACUUAAAUCUAAAAUGUCCAUUUUCUUUUAACCAAAAUUUUAUUGACAGAGUUGAGUUGAGAUUUCGGGUUUAGAUCUAAAAAAUAUUCAACGCUGUUUUGGUCGGUUUUGGUCGGGGUUUUCCGGUUCAAAGCUCCGUUUGGCUAUCUCAUUCAAAGGAAAGUGUUAUUUCCCACAUUGAAAGGUACAACAUGUUUUAUCCGGACAGUGGGAAGUGUCAAAAGAGGAAGCGAGAUGGGAGUAUACCACUUCAGGUUGUUCAUGAGAUCCCUUGGAAACUUUGGACAUGGUGGAAUGAAAUGGAUGUGCUAGAACACACAAAGAUCUUUAAGCAUAUGGGGUUCUUGACCAACAUUAUUAAAAUCGACCCUAGGAGGGACGUGAUUGAUGCUUUGCUAUCCUUUUGGGACCCUACAAAGAAUGUGUUCCGAUUUUCAGACUUCGAGCUGACCCCUACCUUAGAGGAAAUUGCUGGCUAUACCGGACUUGGUGAGAACCUACACCGCCAAAAGCUUGUAGCCCCAAGACUUAUUUCUGUGAACAGUUUCCUCACAAAAAUGAACAUCGCUAAGCGCAAAGAGGAUGAGAAGAAAAAGGGCAAGGAAGAAUUUCUGGAUGAGGGUUGGGAAUCCCUGGACAAAGGAUGGGUUUCUUUAGAAUUCUUGUAUGAGAGGUACGGGAGAAGAGACGGGUUUGAGAGGUUUGGAAAGAGGCUCAGUAAUAAAGGAAAUUUGUAAAUUUGGAAAGACCACAGUCGUUUUGCCUUCAUGGUGGCAUUUUUAGGAAUAAUGGUCUUCCCAAGACGGGGGCAGAAAAUCAACAUCCGUUUAGCCGGGAUAGUAGACGUCUUGACCACAAAGAAGGAUCAUACCAUUGUGCCAAUGAUCUUAGCAGAUAUUUAUCGGGCCUUGACGGUUUGCCAAAAGGGAAAGGGUUACUUUGAAGGGUGUAACAUAUUAUUGCAAAUGUGGAUAGUGGAGCAUAUCUUCCGACCCCGUCACGUGGCAAGAUUUGUUCAUGAUCGGAGUGAUUACAUUUCAAGCUAUGA